Messenger RNA from Solenopsis invicta (red fire ant), 1134 nucleotides. It is a transcript of the gene Tpx-3, whose product is annotated as peroxiredoxin. The transcript has 3 exons. Gene Ontology annotation, biological process: hydrogen peroxide catabolic process; cellular response to stress; response to oxidative stress. The coding region runs from base 192 to 920 and encodes 242 amino acids. Gene Ontology annotation, cellular component: cytosol; mitochondrion. NCBI's taxonomy places the organism in Eukaryota, Metazoa, Arthropoda, Insecta, Hymenoptera, Formicidae. Gene Ontology annotation, molecular function: thioredoxin peroxidase activity. The record is from RefSeq and is a predicted model, not a curated record.
GAAUUUAUGUUCUACACGUUAUACGCGCGUCUACACACUACACUCUCAAGGGCGUUUCAUAACCUUAUUCUGGAUUUCUCCGUGGCGCCGGUUGCGAAACUUGAGGUAACGUGUCGGUGAGAGGUUGGCGAAACUUCCUGCACCUACGAUCUUCGGUUUUGCGAAUUUAGGGUGUAUUAUUUAUUUUUAUAAUGUUUCGAUUAUUCGCUUCGCUGUGUACACGAAGUGGAACACUGGUUGUCAAUGCAACUAGUUCGCUGGCGAAAACUGACAGUACAUCGUUGGUGAGAAGUGCCCGUAAUUUCACAGUGAGUUCAAAACUAUUGAGCGAUGGGCCACAGGUUCAGAAACCCGCUCCGGAUUUCUCUGGUACCGCAGUAGUUAAAGGUGAUUUUAAGGAAAUCAAAUUGAGCGACUACAAAGGAAAAUACGUCGUUUUGUUUUUCUACCCAUUAGAUUUCACAUUUGUUUGUCCGACGGAGAUAAUCGCAUUUAGCGAAAAGGUUGCAGAGUUUGAGGCUCUGAAUACACAAGUAAUCGGAGUGUCGACAGAUUCCCAUUUCAGCCACUUGGCAUGGAUUAAUACUCCGAGAAAACAAGGUGGCCUCGGGGGAGACUUGGGCUAUCCUCUUUUGAGUGAUUUUAACAAAAGCAUAUCGAGUAAAUACAAUGUUUUGUUGCAAGACUCUGGUAUUGCUCUCAGAGGUCUCUUCAUCAUAGAUAAGGAGGGAGUUCUUCGACAGUUUUGCGUCAAUGAUCUUCCAGUUGGCAGGAGCGUCGAAGAGACGUUAAGGUUGAUCAAGGCUUUCCAGUUUGUCGAGAAACAUGGUGAGGUAUGUCCUGCCAACUGGCAGCCAGAUUCUAAAACCAUCAAACCGAAUCCAAAAGAUAGCAAACAAUACUUUGAAUCGAUUAAUUAAGCGUGCAUUUAGAGCUUUUGUUCAAGGGAUAUAUAUAUAUACAACAUGAUAGAUUAUAAUGUAAUAUAAUAUUAGAUUAUGGCAUGAUGUAAUGUAUAUUAUAGUUCCAAUAUAGUAGGAUUAAUGUUGCAAUUGAUUAUACAAAAUGAACAAAAUUUAAAGUAAUUAUAUACAUUUUAUCAUAAAACAAUAUAUCAUAUUUAUAUGCUCCUUC